AUGACGAACCUAGCCAUGUUCAUUUCGAGCCGUGAGUAUGUUCCAGCAGAAAACCCUGGCUGUUUCUCAACAGUGGGAAGAGAUACUAGUCAACCAGUUCAAGCGGUGAACAUUGGUAGGGGAUGUCAGCACUUCGGCAUAACCUCGCACGAAAUCGCUCACUGCCUCGGUCUCUUCCAUCAUCAACAACGCUACGAUCGCGACACGUACAUCACAUUCCAUGAAGAAGAUGUGCAAUUCAGAUAUUGGUUGAACUUCGCUAAGAUUCCAAGCAAAUACCUCAGCACCUAUGGUCUCCCGUACGAUGUCGGCAGUGUCAUGCACUACACGCCAACCGAAUUCUCUGAAAGUGACUAUGUUUACGCCCUCACCGCUAAUAACCCAAAUCUCCAAGGCACUAUGGGCUCCAUGGAUGAGCCUUCUUUCCUUGACGUGCAGAUCAUCAACAGGCAUUAUCAGUGUGGCGAUGCCUGUAACACGACUGAAAACCUGCCCCGCUGCUUGAACGGCGGAUAUGUGAACCCUAAAAACUGUAGCGUUUGCAAAUGCCCCACGGGUUUUGCUGGUGACCUCUGUCAACUGAUCGCCUCUUCAGCACCAAUAAGAUGCGGCGGUCUUAUACCGACAACCUCUACGUUGACCAAAAUGAGAAUCCGACUCACUUCAGUGGGACCACGACGAAAAUGCGUCUAUCACAUUAGGGCAAGUGCCAAUUUAUAG
Messenger RNA from Cooperia oncophora, 720 nucleotides. NCBI's taxonomy places the organism in Eukaryota, Metazoa, Nematoda, Chromadorea, Rhabditida, Trichostrongylidae. The record is from the annotation of a GenBank genome assembly.